UAGUGUCUGCAUUAGUUAAAGGGAAUAAUAUAACUUAUUGGUCAACGUGCUAAAUGGUAAUUACAAAUCAGAAAGAUCCACAUUUUUUGUUGUGGAUUGAUGUGUCAUGUCGGUACCUAAGAUAAUCAUAAUUCCGGUGGUGAGUUGAGUAUUAAGAGGACUCCCUUCAAGCAUAUUAUCAACUUAUAAUGUCGUGCACAGAAUUACAAUAUAAUACGAAGGUUAAAGAGGAAGCAAGCGAAUCAGAAAACAGCCCAGUGGGUUUACAUAACAAUGUCCAUAUUAAACUAGAGCCAAUUAGUGAUGACGAAGAAGUCAUUAAGGAGGAGCGGAAUCUUUAUGUAGGUCAUGAAAUCAAGGAAGAAUUGGUUGUAGGUCCUGUAGUGUUGCAGCCUGUGGAUGUAGCUCAAACAAAAUGUGAGCAGACAACAUCUGACGGAUUGAAGGUUGAUACUCGACCAUACAAAUGUGAUAUUUGCACUAAAUGUUAUACAAAUAAACACCAUCUUAGGCGUCAUAAAAUAACUCAUACUGGAGAGAAGCUGGACCAAUGUGAACAAUAUGACGGAUCUUUUACCUGUAAAGUAAGUUGUAAUAAACAGUUAAGUACUCGUACAAGAGAGAAACAGCAUAAAUGCGAUAUUUGUCAUAAAAGUUUUGUAUACAGACAUGUACUUCAAACUCAUAUAUUGACUCAUACAGGAGAGAAACCAUACAAAUGUGAUAUUUGCAAUAAAGGUUUUGUAAGAAAAUAUCAAGCUAAGUGUCAUGCAAUGACCCAUACAGGAGAGAAGCCAUACAAAUGUGAUAUAUGCAACAAAACGUUUGCCCGUAGAGCAGAUCGUGAAACACAUUUAAAGAUUCAUACUGGAGAGAAACCAUACAAGUGCGAUAUUUGUAAUGAAUGUUUUAUGAGAAAACAGGGUCUUAAACUUCAUAUAAUGAUCCAUACCGGAGAGCGACCAUACAAAUGUCUUCACUGUAACAAAUCUUUUGUCCGUAAAGCAGAUUGUGAGUUACAUACAAGGAUUCAUACUGGAGAGAAACCAUACAUGUGUGAUAUCUGCAAUAAAUGUUUUUUAAGAAAAUAUGACCUUAGGUAUCAUAUAAUGGCCCACACUGGUGAGAAACCAUAUGGGUGUGAAAUCUGCAAUAAAAGUUUUAUAACAAAAUAUCAACUUCAGUCUCACACUAUAACCCAUGCUGGUAAGAAACCACACAAGUGUUCAAUCUGCAAUGAACGUUUUAUAACAAAAGAUCAACUUCAGUGUCAUGUAAUUACCCAUACUGGUAAGAAACCAUAUGAAUGUGAAAUUUGCAAAAAAAGUUUUAUAAGACAAUAUCAAUUUAAAUGUCAUAUGAUGGCCCAUGCUGGUAACAAACCAUAUGAGUGUGAUAUUUGCAGAAAAUGUUUUACAGCAAACCAUGAACUUAGGCAUCAUGCAAAGGUCCAUACUACAGAAAAACCGUACAAAUGUGAGCACUGUGAUAAAGCUUUUACUUUUAAAGAAGGUUGUAAAAGGCAUUUAAAGACUCAUUUUCGACAGAAACCAUACAUUAAAACGGAUGCUUAGUGUCAUAAUGGCCCAUACAUCCAAGCUACAUUAAGCUAUUGCACAUUACCUAUGCUGACUUCCCUGAAAAGAAUGAGUAAGAAACUCUAGGGGUUGCUCUUUUCAAAUAAACUUAAAUGCUUUGGAAUAUACUUUGAAUUUAAUUUGUGUGGAUUUAAGUUUACAAAAAGUUUACAAACACUUAGCUGAACUAAUUUAGGUGAAUUAAGUUAACGCACCCGGAAUUAGAGCCAUGUCUUCUUUCCAUACAUCUUUAUAUAACACAUAGUCUUCAAUUUUGUAAUAUGAUUUUUCAAUUAGAAUAUCUUUAAUGUAGUUUUUAAACUUAAGAAAUGAUAAUCUUAAUAUAUGCUCCGGAAUCUU
This is a messenger RNA of Hyposmocoma kahamanoa, 1937 nucleotides long. Its product is annotated as gastrula zinc finger protein XlCGF28.1-like. The record is from RefSeq and is a predicted model, not a curated record. The transcript has a single exon. Bases 189 to 1574 code for a protein of 461 amino acids. NCBI's taxonomy places the organism in Eukaryota, Metazoa, Arthropoda, Insecta, Lepidoptera, Cosmopterigidae.